AUGCUGUUUAGCUACAGCUCGAGUUUGAAGUUAAACUUCAAAGUUCGUUUUCCCAAUUUUCAAAUUAUUUGCAUGUUAUUUGGAACAAAUAUAUAUUGUGGACAAAACCAAAGGGAAAAUCUCAGAACAAAAAUAAAAAUGAGUGAUGGUAAUCAAGUGGCAAGAGCAUUAGAAAAUUGGGCAGUUAAAGAAAUGGGAUUUCGAAAUACUCAAAACAAGGAUGGAACUGAUACCAAUAAAUCUUUCGACUUGAGCGGGAUUUGUCUUGGCCCGAUGGCAGAUAUUUGGAUCUAUGUUACGAAACACAUAAAAAGUGAAUCUACUGUUCAAGUUAUCAAAGGCAAUCUGAGACUAAAUUCAAAAGAACAAACCGAUGAUCCCAAAAAACUAACACUUAUCAGCCAGAGAGACAAGUUAAGGCAAGAAAUAGCUGAACUGAAGAAAACUACAAGUGUUCUCCACGAAAGUUUAAUAGAGUCUAAAACCACUGCCCAAGAAAAAGAAAAAGAGUUGAGAAAGCAGCAACUUGCAUUCAGAGAUUUCAAAAGAUCAUCUGUCUUAUUAGGUUCAGUGAAAAACAAUGCAGAAGACAGUGUUAAAUUAUUUAAUCAAACCACAAGAGAAGUCAAGAAACACUUACAGUCUCUCGCACCUGAAAUUGGGAAUGAAACAGAUCUUGAAAGAUAUAAGAUAGAUAUCGAAAAUAUGUGUAAACUUAUGCAGAAUUCAUUGAAUGAACUCUUGAAGGAAGAACCCAACAUUGAAAAGAUUAAUGGCACAAAAAUGGCUGUUGGCAACCAUUUAGCAACCCUUUUGGAAACUCUGCCUCAUCCCCUUUUUAUGAAAUUGAUUCAAGAACAACAAGCAGCAGAAAUUUCAUCCAGGAACAUAAAGGAAUUCACGACACCUACGCAAAAUGAUAUUGCACUUGAUUUUAUCCCUGAUAACGUCGAGCCUUUGCAAAAACUUUUGUGCGAUCUUUCUUGGACUUACACCGAUACACAAACGCGUGCGAAAAAUGCCAAGGAAAAAACUGAAGCGUUGAAAAAAGAGUUAGCCGAAGUGAAAGCAGAAAUACUGCAAUCCUUGAACACGCGUUUUGAUGCAGAAGAUCCUAAACUUGCCGCAGCACAUCUAAAGCAGAUUGAAACGGAGAUUCAAGUCGCCAAGCAGAAAGGUGCAAUUGAUGGAUUGCGUAAGAUUUUGGAAGAGUUGGAGGACUUUUGCACAUGUUACGAAGCUCGCCAGGCAGAUAUUGAGCAGAAGAUUGUUACUAUUGAAGGGAACAGCCGAUUAUCAGAUCAUCUCACAGCUAUAAUAUGUACAUUGGCUAGAAAACGCGCCAAUAAUCCAAAUCUUGUUCAGCAAUUAGCGAAUCAGUCGCUUCGAAUGGUGAACGAAGAUUUGGUGGCGAUUCACAACACGCUGAAUAAAACUAUCAAGGCCUCCAAGGGUAACAUAAUUGAAAAGGAACUUGAAUUGUACCAACAACUAAAACCUAGUCAACUGUUCAACUCUAUUGUGGAUAAGAAACUUAUACCUGUGCAUCGGUUGGCAAUGAAUCGACUUCUCCUCACAACCGAGUCUGGUGUGUCGGGAAAUCAAAUUGAAAUGACUUUGAGAUGUCUAGGUCUUCCCCAAUCCAUGCCUGUCUUAAAUGUUAUGGAAGCCGUGGGGAAUAAGCAAUUACAAAUUCGUAAAAUGCAACAAACUCUAAAGUGGCACAAAAGCCGAAAAUCUGAAAUUAUGGAGAAACACGGUGUGGUCUGGCUGGAAAAUGGUUUAGUUCACUACAAAGAGUUAUCAAAGAAACUAGAAGAUAAUUGGAAUGCCCAGAAGGUAGCAAUUUUUCCCUCGUUAGAAUUGCGCCGCAAGAGAAUGGACGAAGCUUCGAAGUAUAUCCAAGAUGUCGAAGUCGCACUGCAGGAAUGGUGUGAUGAACCAGCCAAGUUAAUUGACACAGGACGAGUUGUCAGCGGCAAAUCGCUGGAGCAAUGGAGUGCUGAGUGGAAAAAAUCAAUCGCCUUAUGCCGCAGCAAAGUAUAACACAGGCAAAUAUGUAAAAAUUGGAUGGUUAAAUACAUGUAUUUUCGCAGUUUU
Daphnia pulicaria is the source of this 2100-nucleotide messenger RNA. RefSeq names its product HAUS augmin-like complex subunit 5. The transcript has 6 exons. Gene Ontology annotation, cellular component: HAUS complex; centrosome. The record is from RefSeq and is a predicted model, not a curated record. Bases 1 to 2046 code for a protein of 681 amino acids. NCBI's taxonomy places the organism in Eukaryota, Metazoa, Arthropoda, Branchiopoda, Diplostraca, Daphniidae. Gene Ontology annotation, biological process: centrosome cycle; spindle assembly.